AUCAUCCAUCCCGCGACCGGAUCUCCGCUAGAAUCUACCAUCCCGCAGCAGUUUUUUUUGUUUUUAAGCAGAAAUUGACCAAUCCACCCGCGCGUGUUCAGUCGGCAUUACGGUAAAACGCGCUCCAUACUGGCCAUUACGGUGUCUGCGCCGAGACGUCAGAGGAAAGGAAGAUGGCUGCCGGUCUGAAGGCGGAAGAAGGUCAGUGGAGGUGGCCGCGCUUUUGGUGAGACCACCCUGCAUGGACUCAUCACCAUGAACAACAAGGAGAUGGUUUCCACAGGUUACACCCAGGAAACGCACUUGACACAGAGUAAAGGACCGAGGAGCAAGCUGCUAGAGUGCCUCCCUCGCUCGUCCUGUCUCCCCAACGAGCGUCUGAGAUGGAACACUAAUGAGGAGAUCGCGUCUUAUCUGGUGAGCUUUGAGAAGCACGACGAGUGGCUCUCCUGCACCCUGAAAACCAGGCCGAGGAACGGCAGCAUCAUCCUCUACAACAGAAAAAAGGUCAAGUACAGGAAGGACGGCUACUGCUGGAAGAAACGCAAGGACAGGAAGCACACCCGGGAAGACCACAUGAAGCUGAAGGUGCAAGGAAUGGAGUGUCUCUACGGUAACUAUGUCCAUUCCGCCAUUGUGCCAACAUUCCACCGCCGGUGCUACUGGCUGCUGCAAAACCCAGAUAUUGUGCUGGUCCAUUACCUGAACGUGCCCUCCAUGGAGGAUUCCGGGAAAUGCAGUCCGCUUCUCUGCGGCGCGACCGGCCGCCACGACGCCGUGAAAUGGAAUCGCGACGACUUGCUCGGACAGCUCAAGCCCAUGUUUCACAGCAUCAAGUGUUCCGGCGGGGGCGGGGACUUCACCAUCGAGGAGCUGGUGCAGCUCAUCCUGGAGCGCCAGAGAACCAAACCACAGCCGCGCACGUACGCCUGCCUGUGCAAUGGCAACCAGGGACGGAACAUUCCCCACAGCUGCACCAGCACCAAGCAUCGGAUCAUCUCCCCCAAGCUGCCCCCUUCGUCCUCCUCGCCGCUGACCUUGGAGACGGAGGAGCUGGGGGGCGGCGGGGGAGACGCCAAACUGCCCCAGUUCCAGGCUCGGGGCAGCCCCACCUCCUCUCCCGGCCCCGCCUCCACGUCGGCCACGUCCCCACCACUGACCACCGUGGCGCUGCCGCACAACGCCGUCAUUGUCAUGGCGACCACCAGCGCCAUCUCCGCGGGCCCCAGGGAGGACCCGCCCAAGGAGAGCCUGUCGCUGGCCCGCUCCACGCAAUUGCUUCUCUCGCCCGCCCUCCCCCAUCACAGCAGGCCCCACUUGCCCUGCCCGCCCUCCCCCACGCCUCCCUCCCUCCCCGCGCCCGUCCGCCACACCCUCUCGCUCACCCUCCUUCCCUCUCCCGUCAUCGGAGGCCUGCUUCUGGCUCCCUCCUCUGCCGCCUCCCCCCCCUUGUCUUUUUCCUCACCCUCUCUCCCACCGCCGUUCCUCCCACCCGCAUUUGAUCCCGACUCCUUCCUGAACUCCCCCAAGCAGGGCCAGACGUACGGCGGGCCCCUUCCUCCCAUCAUCCGCACCUCUUCCCCGGUCUCUCCCUCCUCUCUGGCACUGUCGCCCACGUCCACCCCGCCCUCGUCCGUCUCCCCUCCCUCGUCGCUGUCUUCGUCCUCCUGCGAGCCGGACAGGAAGGACGCGGCCUCGCUUCCGCCCUCCUUCCUCCUGUCCCCCACUUCCUUGGCAGCGCCGCCCCUCUGUCUGGAGCUGGGAGCGGUUGAGGUCCCGCCGGAGGUGGUCGGAGUCGACCGUGAGGAGAACGAGCGGGGAGGCGACGUUGCCGGCUCGGCGCUUCCCACAAAGCAUCAUCAGGACGAGAACUGUGGCUCAGCAGAAGAUCCCAGCCGGUCGGCAACACCAAGAAGUGGCACCGCGUCGCGGGAGCAGCCCGACGGUCGCCCGGAAGACGUCACCAUGCAAAGCGCCGCUCGGCCGCCGCCCGCCCCGCGCGCGAAGCGGGUCAACGGGCCGAGCCUCGGUGCCGACACCCCUCCCAUGGACACGGAGCAGGAAGCGGAGGAUCUGGAAAUCUCCUUCGACAGCCAGUUUCCGGACCUCAUCUCCGACCUCAUCACAGCGGAGGCCACUCCCGCGGCGACGGCGCCUCCCUGCGCCCCCGCCGAGGUGGCCCCCAACCCGGCCGUUUUCUCCGCCGGGAUUCGUUACGUGGUGCCCCCGCAACCUUCCCCUUCCACUUCCUUCCUCCCUUUUCCUCAGCCGCUGCCAUCUUCGUCGCCGCUCGCCUCCAUCACGGAUUUCUCCCCGGAGUGGUCGUAUCCCGAGGGUGGGGUGAAAGUGUUAAUUACAGGACCGUGGAGUGAGCCGUCGGGCCGCUACUCGUGCGUGUUUGAUCAGAGCGCCGUCCCGGCUUCGCUGAUCCAGCACGGCGUGCUGCGCUGCUACUGCCCCGCGCACCAGGCCGGUCUGGUGUGUCUUCAGGUUGUGGAGUCGGGGGGUUCCGUGUCCUCGUCGGUUCUGUUCGAGUACCGUGCCAGAAAUGCCAGCUCGCUGCCCAGCUCUCAGCUCGACUGGCUGUCAUUGGACGACAAUCAAUUCCGGGUGUCCAUCCUGGAGCGCCUGGAGCAGAUGGAGCGCAGGAUGGCGGCGAUGGCGGCCCGCGACAUCGCGCAACAGCAGCAGCCACGGCAGCAGCACGCUGGCAGCCGAAUGGCCGCCAGCGUGCCCCACCACCCUCCGCAAACCCCCGAGGAUCGCGACCAGUCGUCCCAGUGGUUCGAGAGGAGGAUCGUGCGAGUGUGCGAGAGGAUGAUGAGAGGAGUGCGCUGGAGCGGAGGCGACGACGAGCGCCUUCAGCACUCGGCGCGGCACCGAGGGAUGACGCUGCUCCACCUGGCCGCCGCGCAGGGUUACUCUCACCUGAUACACACGCUGAAAACUUGGAGACGUGUACACAGCGACAGUUUGGACGUGGAACAGGAAGUUGACCCGCUCAACGUGGACCACUUUUCCUGCACGCCGCUGAUGUGGGCGUGCGCUCUGGGCCACCGGAGGGCGGCGGAGCUCCUGUACGGCUGGAGCGGCGUUGCUCUCGGCAUCCCGGACUCGCUGGGCCGCCUCCCGCUGGCCGUGGCCCGCUCGCGGGGGCACACCUGUCUGGCCGCCGCUGUGGAGGAGCUGCACACGCACGCCGUGGCCUCCCCGCCGUCGACGAGCCCGGACACAGGUGUCAGUUCCUCCAGCAGCCUCGCCCCUUCGCCCUCCCAAAGUUCGGCCGCCCCCAUGGACACCUCCCCCUCCCCCUCGUCCCCGUCCUCAUCGUCCUCGUCUUCCUUGCCAGUGGAGGGGCCGCGUGCAGCUUUGAACCUUUUGGAGUGUCCGAGCGAGGGGCCCGGGCGCCCCCGCCGGCCGCCCGCGCUGGCAGAGCAGCUCCUCGGCGACGGCGACGACAUGGAGAACGAGGGAGACGAGGAGGAAGAGGUCGACAUGGCGACGCUCGCGAAGCAGAUCAUAGAGGGGACACCGGAGCGGAUCAAGCGCGAGGAUUUCCCCGGGGAGGCCGGGUCGCCGCUCCGUGAGAGGCGGGACGUUCAGGACACCUGGCUGGCGACAUACCUGGACACGGUGGACACCCCCACGGAGGCCCCGUCAUGGCGGGUGCGCCCCCCCUCGCCUCUCAGCGCCUUGGCCCUCCAGAGGCUGCGCCCUCCUUCCUCCGCAGCAUGGGCCGAGUUUCUGAACGCGUCGGCCAACGGAAGGAUGGAGCGCGACUUCGCCCUGCUCACCCUGACUGACGGCGAGCAGAGGGAGCUCUACGAGGCGGCCAGGAUCAUCCAGAACGCCUUUCGGAGAUACAAGGGUCGCAGGUUAAAGGAGCAGCAGGACAUGGCUGCAGCCGUCAUACAGAGAUGCUACCGCAAAUAUAAACAGUAUGCUCUCUACAAGAAGAUGACCCAGGCAGCCAUCUUGAUCCAAUCCAAGUUUCGCUCCUACUACGAGCAGAAGCGCUUCCAGCAGAGCCGGCGUGCGGCCGUGCUCAUUCAGCAGUACUACCGCAGCUACAAGGAGUACGAGAGGCUCAAACAGAGCCCGGGCAGCUGCGGCGCAGGCCACAACCCCAAAAUCAAGGGGACCUUCCUGACCAAGAAACAAGACCAGGCCGCACGCAAGAUCAUGAGGUUCCUGAGACGUUGCAGGCACCGGAUCAAGGAGCUGAAGCAGAACCGGGAGCUGGAGCGACGAGGUCUGACCACGUAAAGCUGCAGCACUUGACGACGGAUGUCCAUCUUUGUUGAUAUUCACGUUGGUACGCACGAAUCCAUACGUACAACGCGCAGGAC
Syngnathoides biaculeatus (alligator pipefish) is the source of this 4349-nucleotide messenger RNA. It is a transcript of the gene camta2, whose product is annotated as calmodulin binding transcription activator 2. Gene Ontology annotation, cellular component: nucleus. NCBI's taxonomy places the organism in Eukaryota, Metazoa, Chordata, Actinopteri, Syngnathiformes, Syngnathidae. Gene Ontology annotation, molecular function: protein binding; transcription coregulator activity; double-stranded DNA binding. The transcript is spliced from 27 exons. Gene Ontology annotation, biological process: regulation of transcription by RNA polymerase II. Bases 256 to 4266 code for a protein of 1336 amino acids. The record is from RefSeq and is a predicted model, not a curated record.